Molecule: messenger RNA, 2345 nt
Organism: Astyanax mexicanus (Mexican tetra)
Lineage: Eukaryota; Metazoa; Chordata; Actinopteri; Characiformes; Acestrorhamphidae
Product: NLR family CARD domain-containing protein 3-like
Exons: 2
Coding region: 1-1815 (604 amino acids)
Source: RefSeq, a predicted model, not a curated record
AUGGACCAGACCGACCUUGCUAACUCUCUGCAGACCAAACUGGCUCCUUCCUGUACUGAAAAGCUGAAAUCUACUCUAAAGGAAAUUGUUCAGAAAAUUAAUGAAGGAAUCUCAAAUGCUGGAACCUCAACCCUUCUGAAUGAGAUCUACACAGAUCUGUACAUCACAGAGGGAGGGAGUGGAGAGGUCAAUAAUGAACAUGAGGUCAGACAGAUUGAAGCAGCAUCCAGGAGACCAGCAACACAGGAGACACCCAUCAAAUGUAGCGACCUCUUUAAAGACCAGUCCAUCAGAACUGUGCUGACUAAAGGAGUUGCUGGAAUUGGAAAAACAGUCUCUGUGCAGAAGUUCAUUCUGGACUGGACUGAAGGAAAAGCCAAUCAGGAUGUUCUCUUCAUAUUUCCACUUCCUUUUAGAGAGCUGAAUCUGAUAAAAACUGAAAAACUGAGUCUGGUUGAUCUACUUCAUCAGUUUUUCAUAGACACAAAAGAAUUAAAACCAGGAGAGUAUCAUCAUUACAAAGUCAUGUUCAUCUUUGAUGGUCUGGAUGAAUGUCGACUUCCUCUAGAUUUCCAGAACAAUGAGAGAGUAUCUGAUGUAACACAGUCAGCCUCAGUGGAUGUGCUGCUGACAAACCUCAUCCAGGGGAACCUGCUUCCCUCUGCUCUCCUAUGGAUAACUACUCGACCAGCAGCAGCCAAUCAGAUCCCUCCUGACUGUAUUGAUCAGGUAACAGAGGUACGAGGGUUCAGUGACCCUCAGAAAGAGGAAUACUUCAGGAAAAGGAUCAGAGAUCAGAGCCUUGCUGAAAGAAUCAUUACACACAUGAAGUCCUCCAGAAGCCUCUACAUCAUGUGCCACAUCCCAGUCUUCUGCUGGAUCUCAGCCACUGUUCUAGACAGGAUGUUGGGUGAAGCAGAGGGAGGAGAGAUCCCCAAGACUCUGACUCAAAUGUUCACACAUUUCCUUAUCUUUCAGAUCAAACACCGCAGCCAGAAGUACCAAAGAAAAAGAGAUGUUGAUCUUGACCAGACUAGAGAGAUUAUUCUGGCUCUGGGAAAACUGGCUUUCCAACAGCUGGAGAAAGGAAACCUGAUCUUCUAUGAGGAAGAUCUGAGAGAGUGCAGCAUUGAUGUCAGAGAAGUGUCCAUGUACUCAGGAGUGUGCACCCAGAUCUUCAGACAGGAGUCUGAACUUCACCUGGGGAAGGUUUUCAGCUUUGUGCAUCUGAGUGUUCAGGAGUUUCUGGCUGCUUUAUAUGCGUUUCUGUCCUUCAUCUCCAACAACAGAAAUGUGCUGCAACAGAAACACAGUGGAUUUGGUUUCUCCAAAAAAGGAACAAUGUCUGAUUUCCUGAAGAGAGCCGUGUACGUGGCCUUACAGAGUGAGAACGGACACCUGGACCUUUUCCUCCGAUUCCUUCUGGGUCUCUCACUGGAGUCCAAUCAGACUCUCUUACGAGGUCUUCUGAUACAGACAGAGAACAUCUCUCACAGUAAAGAGGAAGUAGUGGAGUACAUCAAGCAGAAGAUCAGGGAGAAUCCCUCUCCAGAGAAAACUAUCAGUCUGUUCCACUGUCUGAAUGAACUGAAUGAUCAUUCUCUAGUGCAGGAAGUCCAGAAAUACCUGAACAGAGGACGUUCCAGUGAUCUGAGAGGAGUUAAGCUCUCUCCUGAUCAGUGGUCAGCUGUGGCGUUUGUGAUGCUGAAUUCAGAAGAGGAGCUGGAUGAGUUUGACCUGAGGAAAUUUGACACAUCAGAAGAAUGUUUUCUGAGGCUGCUGCCAGUGGUGAAAGUAUCCAGAAAGAUUAUGUGAGUAUUUUCAUUAUUCAGUGUUUAAUCUGUGCUGUUUUAUAUUUUGUAAUAUUGAUUAGUCUGUUUUUUUAUUGAUUAUUUGUUAAAAAACGAAACAAAUCAAUCAGGGGUGUGUUUCCCCAAAGUGAUCACUAUUAGUAAAUAACAAAUUAACUAGUGCAGAACCUGAGAGAAGAACAAGGCAGUUCUACAAGUAUUUCCCAAAGAGCUUUACAAAACAAAACUUAACAAAAAAAGUUCAAAGAACAUCUUUGUUGAUUCCACCUCUGAAACACCUCAAUCAAAACACAAACAUUGAUUCAGUUCUGCCAAGUAUAUAUAAAUAAUUCACUAUUAUGCUUUAAAAAAUCUGAAAAGUGUUGGAAUCAAUAUCAUUAUACAAAUUCUGAAAUUUAAAUAAUAAAAUAACAUAUUUAGGCAUUAUCUAAUAUUUGUAAACACACACAUGACUAUAUAGAUAAACAAAAAAUCCAUAUUAAUGAUAAAACCUAUUAUUAAAAAAAUACUUCUAAAACGUGUACUCAAAAAAUA